AUGAACACUCAUACCAAGCAACUAAGCAAGAACAGCCAUCUCACACCCUCGGUCAGCACUCUUAGAUCUAAUCAGGUGGCCUCAGCCCUUGAAAAGAUGAAGCAAGACACCACCGAACUGGCUGAAACCUACAGGACUCUUUAUGAGGCUCAAGGUAGAGCCGCUAUUGAUGAAGUCUCCCAUAAGUUAGCAAAGACUGGUUCAACAAACAUCCCACUAACAAUCUCUAGUAAUGCUGAAUCUACAUGGUUGAAGGCUAGAGUGAAAGGGGUUGUGAUAGGAGAUUUGAAGCACCCAGAUACACUUCAAAUCUUUGUUUCAGAGUCUGAACAACCUAGAUUUACUCAAUUUACAUUAAAUUCUUAUAAGAUAGCAAAAAGCGCAUACGAGUAUUUUACACAUGAGAAAGUACAGAGCGGAGAUUCUCUGCUGGCAUUGGAGCUGUUAUCAGAGGCUGUAUCCAAAGAAUAUAAAACAAAUGUUGUAUUCUUGCCUGGGGGAUUGGGAACAAACCAGAUCAUGACAUCCGCCACACAAAGUUUGCCCAAGGAGGUAGGACAUGAGAAAUCGUCCCUGUCAGAGGUGCAUGACAUCUAUGAUCUAUUGGUAGAUAUUGAAAAUCGGAAGCAGUGA
Molecule: messenger RNA, 633 nt
Organism: Tremella mesenterica DSM 1558
Lineage: Eukaryota; Fungi; Basidiomycota; Tremellomycetes; Tremellales; Tremellaceae
Exons: 2
Coding region: 1-633 (210 amino acids)
Source: RefSeq, a predicted model, not a curated record